AUGGACACCUUGAAAGCCAUCUUCCUGCUGACUGCCCUCUGCACAGGGACAGGUAAGAUCGGACACUUUGAUUUUUCAUCAUAUUCUGUCCAUGUCCAUUUAUAGUAUUUCCAUCAGAUUAGGCUGUGAUGAUAUAAUUCCUGGCGAUUUCUGUUAUGCCGGACUUUCUUGGCCUUUAUCUGUAACAUUGUAUCAGUGGUGUGAGAUAUUCAGAAACGUUUUCAGCCAUACCAACUUCAUCCACCUUCCUCUCAGCAAUCUUAUUUAUUUAUUUUGUACUAAAUCGUAAAUAUUGGCGACACUUUACCUUUACUACUUCCACCAUUAGAAUAUUCCAUGUACCACCCUUUCUAUAUCACUGUUACUGCUCCCACUGGAAGGCUAUUCCAGGUAUCUACUACCAUUUCUAUAUCACUGUUACUGCUCCCACUGGAAGGCUAUUCCAGGUAUCUACUACCCUUUCUAUAUCACUGUUACUGCUCCCACUGGAAGGCUAUUCCAGGUAUCUACUACCCUUUCUCUAUCGCUGUUACUGCUCCCAUUGGAAGGCUAUUCCAGGUAUCUACUACCCUUUCUAUAUCACUGUUACUGCUCCCACUUGAAGGCUAUUCCAGGUAUCUACUACCCUUUCUAUAUCACUGUUACUGCUCCCACUGGAAGGCUAUUCCAGGUAUCUACUACCCUUUCUCUAUCGCUGUUACUGCUCCCACUGGAAGGCUAUUCCAGGUAUCUACUACCCUUUCUAUAUCACUAUUACUGCCCCCACUGGAAGGCUAGUCCAGGUAUGUUCUACCCUUUCUAUAUCACUGUUAGCCUUUACUGCUUCUAUUGGAAGGCUAUUCCAGGUAUCUACUACCCUUUCUAUAUCACUGUUACUGCUCCCACUGGAAGGCUAUUCCAGGUACCUACUGCCCUUUCUAUAUCACUGUUACUGCUCCCACUGGAAGGCUAUUCCAGGUAUCUACUACCCUUUCUAUAUCACUGUUACUGCUCCCACUGGAAGGCUAUUCCAGGUACCUACUGCCCUUUCUAUAUCACUGUUACUGCUCCCACUGGAAGGCUAUUCCAGGUAUCUACUACCCUUUCUAUAUCACUGUUACUGCUCCCACUGGAAGGCUAUUCCAGGUAUCUACUACCCUUUCUAUAUCACUGUUACUGCUCCCACUGGAAGGCUAUUCCAGGUAUCUACUACCCUUUCUAUAUCACUGUUACUGCUCCCACUGGAAGGCUAUUCCAGGUAUCUACUACCCUUUCUAUAUCACUGUUACUGCUCCCACUGGAAGGCUAUUCCAGGUAUCUACUGCCCAUUCUAUAACACUGUUACUGCGCCCACUGGAAGGCUAUUCCAGGUAUCCACUACCCUUUCUAUAUCACUGUUACUGCUCCCACUGGAAGGCUAUUCCAGGUAUCUACUACCCUUUCUAUAUCACUGUUACUGCUCCCACUGGAAGGCUAGUCCAGGUAUUUUCUACCCUUUCUAUAUCACUGUUACUGCUCCCACUGGAAGGCUUUUCCAGGUAUCUACUACCCUUUCUAUAUCACUGUUACUGCUCCCACUGGAAGGCUAGUCCAGGUAUUUUCUACCCUUUCUAUAUCACUGUUACCGCUCCCACUGGAAGGCUAUUCCAGGUAUCUACUACCCUUUCUAUAUCACUGUUACCGCUCCCACUGGAAGGCUAUUCCAGGUAUCUACUACCCUUUCUAUAUCACUGUUACCGCUCCCACUGGAAGGCUUUUCCAGGUAUCUACUACCCUUUCUAUAUCACUGUUACUGCUCCCACUGGAAGGCUAUUCCAUGUAUCUACUACCCUUUUUAUAUCACUGUUACUGCUCCCACUGGAAGGCUAUUCCAUGUAUCUACUACCCUUUUUAUAGCUGUUUGCCUUUUCUGGUUCUGGAUUAACUCACAUUAGGCAUUUUUAUUUCUAGGCUUUGCAUUACAGUGUUACACGUGUACAGACCAGGCCAGUAACACCAACUGUAUGACUGCGACCAACUGCACGGCAGCCAGUACUUACUGCAAGACCUCGGUGGUUUCUGGGGGAAUCGGUAAGAGUCAAACAUAACAUAGACUUUCUUCCUUUCCUAUUCUGCCCUUUCCCUCUCCCAGAGUUAAAGUACUUUGUGUUAUUCCCAUUGGUAGUCUGUCUGCGGCCACCAUUUCCAAAUCCUGUGAGUCCGUCUGCGUGGCAAGCAGUUUGAAUGUUCUGAUUGUUUCGACUUCCGUGUCAUGCUGCAGCACUGACCUGUGUAACACAAGCGGGGCCACCAGCGUGAAGUCCAGCUAUGCCAUCCUGGCUCUGUGUCUGGGUCUCUUCUUAACUCUCAUCAGAAACUCAUCUCUGUGAUUUCCCAGAACCCAAAGAUCCAUCUACAAUAUCCAACCACAACGGACACCCUAAUAAUAUUAUCGGGACUAACUGAAUUCCCCUGUACCCCGAGUUGGGGCGAGAUAAUAACAAGACAUCGGAGGAAAGGCCUGAACUGGUUAAACCUGGACAGAAUGUGUAACCUUGUGAUUUUAACUCCGACGUACCUGUACAAACCUGAAGACCAGUGAAAGCUAGCUGUACUCUCAUGGAAAAAAUAAUUGGACAUUAAUAAUAUUAUUUUUAUACUUCUAUUAUUUUUAAUAUUUUCUUAGAUGCAUAACAUCUCCAUAAGUAUUACUACCCUGAGAUUGGCAAACUGUCUGCAGAAUUAACAAUAAAUAUAAAGCAAUUUACUGUUCUGUUAAUACCUUCUUUUUGUGGGUCAAUGAGUAAAUCAGGGUACCUGCCUGAACUUAGCAGAACUGCCAGGGCUGAGUCUUCACUCUCUGUAAAUAUUGAGGUAUUGCAUGAAAAUAAAAAUAUCAUAUAUGUCUAUAUUUAUUGUCAUCUUCCUGGUAUUUCAAAGGACAGACAAUGUUUUGAAAUACCAUAGUGCGCGAUAUGACAUCACACUGUGAAAUAUAGGGAUGGCAUAACUCAUAGGGACAUGACUUUGUGGGGUCCCUUUUCUUGACCUUGAGAUUGAUAUAUUGUGUCCCCAGUCCAGCCCACUAAUGAAAGAGAGACUUAAUUAAUUAUGGCAACCACAAGUAACCAAUGUAAUUUGUGAGUGUGACUCACAUCAACCUCAGGCAGCCAACAACAAAUAUGUUCUGGUGGUGUGCUAAAAAAGAAGCCCGAUUGUGUGUGUAUGUCUGUUUGGGUGCAUGUGUGUGUCUGUCCCUGUGUCUGUGUUUGUAAAUAUGUGCAUGUGUCAAUGACAUUGUUUGGGUAUAUGUGUCUGUGCGUGCUUGAGAUUGUGUUUGCUUCACUUCACUCAAGGUGGGUUACCAAUAUUUGUCAUUCCAGAUGCUGUGGGUAUUCAAUACACAAAACAUAUUAAACAAAGCAGAAAAUGGGGUGUUUUGGGGAGUAAUAUAGAUACACACCAAAGAAACGGAGAGACGUAAAAAAACUAUUUGUCAACUCACUAAGAACCUCUGAAUGUGGUUUAUGGGGUCUGAUCUCAAAUAAAUGCAGGCGUUUAAGGGAUGACAUGUUUUUUAUAUGGGCGACAUGUGUUAAUACUUAGUCAAACAAUAUUUAUUUAUAGAUUACACAAAUGCAUACAACACUACUUAUACAGUAACACACUGUGGCAAACCUAGCCACUUGGACAUUAUUUAAGUACUAUCGCUUUAAGGGUUGCCCGUAUGAUUUUCGUGUUAUGUGUGUUUCUGGGUAUAAUGUAAUACGAUUGUGUAGCUUUGUAUUGCCUGCAUUGGCUAUCUGCCAAAAGCAGAUAGCCGAUUCCCUUUCGUUUCAUCAACGGCACCUUUGCGGGCCGUUUGUGAACCGAAAUAACCACCCUGUAACAGCCCACACAUUGAGAGACGUGUGGCGCUAGUUAACCGAUUACAACAAUGUUGCAAUCGGUAAUUAGAGGCUCUCCAAGGUGGCCGUCAUUCGGCUACCGACCAUGCGGCGGUCGGCCAUCUUGGAUCCUUUGUUCCCCAGCGGUGUUUGGUCGUCGAGCGCAUGGUACUAAAAACGGCUACUCAACGGCGCGAACACCGCUGCACUUCCAGGCCGUUCGGGAGUUCCGGGCCGUUCGGUAUUUUAUUCCCAAUACAUCAAUCGGUCUUUUAAAGUGUGUGUUUUAAUGAAUAUGUUUUUCGUGCAGCGUUCGGUUGUUUUAGCUGGGAUCUGAGCGGUAAUCUCACGAAUGAUGCGCUCAGACCCCAGCUAUCUACCGAACGUCCAUUCGUACAAACACUGGCCAAAGUUAGCGUUCAUAAUUGUUUUUGCAUUUUAACACAAAUAUAAAUGCUAACUUUGGCCAGUGUUUGUGACGAAGUGGCUACUAAAAAGACUGGAUAUACCCCAUAUUGAAUACCCUGGGUUGUCUACUUUAAAAGAAUGUGAGAUGUGAUUCAGAGAUUUAUGACAGAUAACAGUGUUACAAUGUCACUACUGAUACAUUUUAAUCUACAGAUUCCAUUAUAUUCUAUGGGAAGUUUUGUAGAUACAGUAAAUCAUUUGAAAGAUUAUUGUAACAAAUUGUGAUCAUUUGAAAAGCUUACACCAGAAUAUUAAGUCAAGACUUAGUGUUCAUCUUCUUGAGUCUCCGUUUUAGACCCCCGUUCUAUUCUCCAUAUUUAUUAAUGGUUUUCACACAGUGUGUAAGACAUCAGCUGUGCACAUCUUACAAGAAAAUCCAAUUUAUCACAACCUAAAGCUGUGUUACACGAUGAAUUCUGAGACGUUAAAACAAAAAUAUUCAGAACGUGACCUGUGUUGCGUAAACUGACAGGCUCAUCCCAAAAAUCUUAUUCAAGUGAUUUUGGGCCAUAAAUGACACCCCAGCAGGUGGUAUCUACAAUUAAUGGUGUUUUCAGCAAUUUAUUUAACACCAACCUAGGGCUCACUCAGUAACUCCAUCCAAUGUCCUUCAUGUUAAGGGGGGAGAUAAUGUCCACCAUUGCACACAGAGUUCUUUCCAUUUUAAGAAGAUAAACUUGUUUUGUGUAAAUCUCUUAAUCCUAGUGUCUAACAAGAAAUGCCAUGGGACAGCCUUACAUUAUGGAGAUCUCUAUCCCAGAGACACAGGACAACCUGGGAUCAAAGAGCAAGCAAUACUUGUUCUGUCUCCAGGGAGGAUGAUGGUCUUGUCUCUAUACAAUUACAUCAGGACAAUCUUGAUAAACAGGUAGGUAGCUGCAGGCUGGGUUUUCCUGAAUAGGAGACAUGUUUCUGGGUGGGAAUCCCAUUGACUUGGUAGAAACCAACUGUCUAAAACACCCCUAUAUAAGAAGCUUCUGGCUUUCAAUAUGUCCACUGGUCCUCGUUCACCCAUCAUGGACACCUUGAAAGCCAUCUUCCUGCUGACUGCCCUCUGCACAGGGACAGGUAAGAUCGGACACUUUGAUUUUUCAUCAUAUUCUGUCCAUGUCCAUUUAUAGUAUUUCCAUCAGAUUAGGCUGUGAUGAUAUAAUUCCUGGCGAUUUCUGUUAUGCCGGACUUUCUUGGCCUUUAUCUGUAACAUUGUAUCAGUGGUGUGAGAUAUUCAGAAACGUUUUCAGCCAUACCAACUUCAUCCGCCUUCCUCUCAGCAAUCUUAUUUAUUUAUUUUGUACUAAAUCGUAAAUAUUGGCGACACUUUACCUUUACUACUUCCACCAUUAGAAUAUUCCAUGUACCACCCUUUCUAUAUCACUGUUACUGCUCCCACUGGAAGGCUAUUCCAGGUAUCUACUACCAUUUCUAUAUCACUGUUACUGCUCCCACUGGAAGGCUAUUCCAGGUAUCUACUACCCUUUCUAUAUCACUGUUACUGCUCCCACUGGAAGGCUAUUCCAGGUAUCUACUACCCUUUCUAUAUCACUGUUACUGCUCCCACUGGAAGGCUAUUCCAGGUAUCUACUACCCUUUCUAUAUCACUGUUACUGCUUAGGCUAUUGCUCCCACUUGGAAGGCUAUUCCAGGUAUCUACUACCCUUUCUAUAUCACUGUUACUGCUCCCACUGGAAGGCUAUUCCAGGUAUCUACUACCCUUUCUCUAUCGCUGUUACUGCUCCCACUGGAAGGCUAUUCCAGGUAUCUACUACCCUUUCUAUAUCACUAUUACUGCCCCCACUGGAAGGCUAGUCCAGGUAUGUUCUACCCUUUCUAUAUCACUGUUAGCCUUUACUGCUUCUAUUGGAAGGCUAUUCCAGGUAUCUACUACCCUUUCUAUAUCACUGUUACUGCUACUAUUCUACUACCCUUUCUAUAUCACUGUUACUGCUCCCACUGGAAGGCUAUUCCAGGUAUCUACUACCCUUUCUAUAUCACUGUUACUGCUCCCACUGGAAGGCUAUUCCAGGUAUCUACUACCCUUUCUAUAUCACUGUUAUUGCUCCCACUGGAAGGCUAUUCCAGGUAUCUACUACCCUUUCUAUAUCACUGUUAUUGCUCCCACUGGAAGGUUAUUCCAGGUAUCUACUACCCUUUCUAUAUCACUGUUACUGCUCCCACUGGAAGGCUAUUCCAGGUAUCUACUACCCUUUCUAUAUCACACUGUUACUGCUCUCACUGGAAGGCUAUUCCAGGUAUCUACUACCCUUUCUAUAUCACUGUUACUGCUCCCACUGGAAGGCUAUUCCAGGUAUCUACUACCCUUUCUAUAUCACUGUUACUGCUCCCACUGGAAGGCUAUUCCAGGUACCUACUACCCUUUCUAUAUCACUGUUACUGCUCCCACUGGAAGGCUAUUCCAUGUACCUACUACCCUUCCUAUAUCACUGUUACUGCUCCCACUGGAAGGCUAUUCCAGGUAUCUACUACCCUUUCUAUAUCACUGUUACUGCUCCCACUGGAAGGCUAUUCCAGGUAUCUACUACCCUUUCUAUAUCACUGUUACUGCUCCCACUGGAAGGCUAGUCCAGGUAUUUUCUACCCUUUCUAUAUCACUGUUACCGCUCCCACUGGAAGGCUAUUCCAGGUAUCUACUACCCUUUCUAUAUCACUGUUACCGCUCCCACUGGAAGGCUAUUCCAGGUAUCUACUACCCUUUCUAUAUCACUGUUACCGCUCCCACUGGAAGGCUUUUCCAGGUAUCUACUACCCUUUCUAUAUCACUGUUACUGCUCCCACUGGAAGGCUAUUCCAUGUAUCUACUACCCUUUUUAUAUCACUGUUACUGCUCCCACUGGAAGGCUAUUCCAUGUAUCUACUACCCUUUUUAUAGCUGUUUGCCUUUUCUGGUUCUGGAUUAACUCACAUUAGGCAUUUUUAUUUCUAGGCUUUGCAUUACAGUGUUACACGUGUACAGACCAGGCCAGUAACACCAACUGUAUGACUGCGACCAACUGCACGGCAGCCAGUACUUACUGCAAGACCUCGGUGGUUUCUGGGGGAAUCGGUAAGAGUCAAACAUAACAUAGACUUUCUUCCUUUCCUAUUCUGCCCUUUCCCUCUCCCAGAGUUAAAGUACUUUGUGUUAUUCCCAUUGGUAGUCUGUCUGCGGCCACCAUUUCCAAAUCCUGUGAGUCCGUCUGCGUGGCAAGCAGUUUGAAUGUUCUGAUUGUUUCGACUUCCGUGUCAUGCUGCAGCACUGACCUGUGUAACACAAGCGGGGCCACCAGCGUGAAGUCCAGCUAUGCCAUCCUGGCUCUGUGUCUGGGUCUCUUCUUAACUCUCAUCAGAAACUCAUCUCUGUGAUUUCCCAGAACCCAAAGAUCCAUCUACAAUAUCCAACCACAACGGACACCCUAAUAAUAUUAUCGGGACUAACUGA
Pelobates cultripes (western spadefoot toad) is the source of this 7749-nucleotide messenger RNA. NCBI's taxonomy places the organism in Eukaryota, Metazoa, Chordata, Amphibia, Anura, Pelobatidae. The record is from the annotation of a GenBank genome assembly.